AUGGCUGGUAUCCUACAUGCAGGCUCUGACUCCGAGGAUUCGCGCUCUGAGUCCUCGUCCAUUGCGCAAGAUGAGAGAGAGACCGGUGGACAAGAUGAACGGCCGCAAAAGCGACGACGGCUAACAGAUUCCUCUGGAGACUUCCCGAUAGCUCCAACAACACCAUUUCCGGUCCAGACCCUAUCACGAAUCAAAAAAAAGGAGGUGAAGAAUGAAAGACAUGAGGAGGCUGCAUCUCAAGCCGAUCCAAUUACCGCUAAUGAUGCGUUCGCAAUGGGGCUUCAGUCAGUAGGUUCUUCGUUUUCUUCUUUGGGACUUGCUUCAUGGCUGGUCAGCUCAUUGAAGGCCAUGGAAAUCAAGCGGCCGACGGCAAUUCAAAAGAGUUGUAUACCGGAAAUAAUGAAGGGAAGGGAUUGUAUAGGCGGUAGUAGGACCGGUUCCGGAAAGACUGUUGCAUUUGCAGCUCCAAUACUGCAUAAAUGGUCUGAGGAUCCUUUUGGAGUAUAUGCUGUUAUAUUAACCCCAACAAGAGAGCUUGCUCUUCAAAUAUUCGAACAGGUUAAGGCCAUUUCUGCGCCGCAGUCGCUUAAGCCACUUUUAAUAACCGGCGGCAGUGACAUGCGGCCUCAAGCGAUUGGUCUCUCGCAGCGGCCACAUAUAGUUAUUGCGACGCCAGGCAGGCUCGCGGACCACAUUAAAUCCUCUGGAGAAGAUACUAUAAUUGGAUUAAAGCGUGUCCGGAUGGUAGUUCUCGACGAAGCGGAUCGCCUUCUUACAAGCGGCCCGGGGAGCAUGCUUCCUGAUGUAGAGACAUGUUUAUCUGCCCUGCCGCCGUCUUCGGAUCGUCAGACUCUUCUUUUCACAGCCACAGUCACUCCUGAAGUACGCGCGCUGAAAUCAAUGCCUCGAGCAAAGAACAAACUGCCGAUCUUCGUUAGUGAAAUAUCCACGGAAAACACAACGAUACCCCCAACCCUAAAGCAGACGUAUCUCCAAGUGCCCUUGAACCACCGUGAAGCAUUUUUACAUGUUCUUCUGUCCACAGGUGGAAACUCCUCCAAAUCUACCAUUAUUUUUUGUAACCGAACAAAGACAGCGGAUCUAUUGGAGCGCAUCCUUCGCCGGCUAUCACAUCGAGUUACUUCACUUCACAGUCUCUUACCCCAAUCCGAACGAGUUGCCAACCUUUCGCGUUUCCGCGCUUCAGCGGCUCGACUGCUGGUGGCAACUGAUGUGGCAGCUCGUGGUUUGGAUAUUCCUUCAGUUGGGCUAGUCAUCAACUAUGAUGUUCCCAGAAAUCCGGAUGAUUAUAUCCAUCGCGUUGGUCGUACAGCUCGAGCUGGACGAGAAGGUGAAGCUAUAACGCUUGUGGGACAGAGAGAUGUCCAGCUCGUUUUGGCAAUUGAAGCUCGAGUUGGUAAACAGAUGGUAGCAUGGGAGGAACCAGGGGUGAAUAUUGAAUCUCGAAUCGUCAAGGGCACAGUCCUGAAAGAGGUUGGCUCUACAAAACGAGAAGCGAUGGGUGAAAUUGACGAGGGAAGAGAUGUCCUAGGCCGCAGGGUCAGAAAAUUGAAAAAGGUCCGGUAG
Molecule: messenger RNA, 1587 nt
Organism: Trichophyton rubrum CBS 118892
Lineage: Eukaryota; Fungi; Ascomycota; Eurotiomycetes; Onygenales; Arthrodermataceae
Product: ATP-dependent RNA helicase DBP8
Exons: 2
Coding region: 1-1587 (528 amino acids)
Molecular function (GO): nucleic acid binding; ATP binding; RNA helicase activity
Source: RefSeq, a predicted model, not a curated record